AUGAAGACAGAGAAGGAGGCUCCUUCAAAAGCUAAAAUAAUUUCCCAGAUUGUAAUGCUUGUGUAUCUCGGUUUCUUCAAUUCAGGUGGGGUACUGGCAGUGAAUAUAACCAUCCCCAACACUCUCAUUAGAGGUGCAGUCGGGGGCGAGGCCUUGCUAUCUGUCAGCUAUAGUAGCUUUAGCCUCGACCUGCCGGUCAUUAAGUGGCAGCUCAAGAGGGAAAAGUCUGUCACUGUUGUCCAGUCGAUUGGAACUGACAUCAUUGGGACCUUGAGGCCUGAGUAUCGUGACCGCAUCCUGGUAUUUGAAAAUGGGACUCUGCUUCUCCACAACCUUAUUCUCUCUGAUGACGGAACUUAUGACGUGGAGAUCUCCAUCACAGAUGACACCUUCACAGGAGAGGGCAGCAUCACGCUCACUGUGGAUGAGUCGAUAUCCAGGCCCUAUAUCCACAUGGAAGGUUCAUCAGUACUGGAGCGCAGCGAAAACGUCAUCCUCAACUGCUCCCAUGACAACGGGACCAGGACUGCAUACAGGUGGUUCAAAGGUGGGAAGCCACUGACCAAUGUGACGAGAUACCUGUUGUCACCCGACCAAAAGCUCUUGACCAUCGCACGGGUGUUGAUGGCAGAUGAUGACAUCUAUAGCUGCACAGUGGAGAAUCCUGUGGGCAAUAUGACAAGCCUGCCAAUCAGACUGACCGUCUACAGAAGAAGUUCCCUCUAUAUCAUCCUUACCACUGGGGCCAUAUUCCUCCUCAUCACCUUGGUGACAGUGUGUGCCUGCUGGACGCCUUCCAAAAAGCGAAGACAUCCAGCUACAAAGCCUCUCUCCAGCGUUUAUGAACCGUUUGAUUGCUCACCAAUCAUUCAAACAGCCGAUGUGCUUCCAAAAAGGACAGAGCAUAAUGGAAUCAAUGCUAUAACUACACUUUACAUCCUGCAGCAAAAGGAUCCCUCAAUGGACGACUCAUCCAGCAACAGUCUUGGAUCUCCUUCUUCUGAACUUGACAACCCUCCGUGCUGCAACAGUUACCCCAACGACACAGAAUCUCGGACCCAGUCUAAUGGAUUCCCUGCCCACUCGUCCCACAGGUGUACCUGAAAGCCCAUCAGCUUAAACGCUCCUCUCGAGCAGCAGGUGGGAGGUCAGUCCUGUGUGCUGCUCCUGACACUGGCUGGCAACUCCUUGCACAUCGGCCCAGAGUUUGGGAGAUCGGUUUCAGGAUCUGGGGUUUUACAAUAAUGUUGAUAUGAUUUUAUGAAAGUAAACUGUAACUUAAAUAUAGGUUGCUUAAAGUCAAAGUCAAGCACAGCAUUUACUAUAAAGGCUGUGUGACUUCAGACAAGUUGAAGUCUCUAUUUCAGUUUACCAUUAAACGCCAUUAUUGUUGUUGGUUACAACAACAAUAAUGUUGUUGGAACUACAAAAUCAAACAUUUUGGAACGGGCACAGAGCCGGCAUGAAGCUGAGGUGGGGUAAGAAAGAUGCAACGAUACAUGUAUAAUUAUACUGUUCUUAUGCUCAAUUCAAAAUCAUCACCAAACAACAUGGUUCUUUUUUUUUUAAGAUUAAGAAAUUACAGAUAAUGUGGUUUUAAAGAAAAUAAAUCACCCUCAGAAAUGC
Molecule: messenger RNA, 1626 nt
Organism: Pseudoliparis swirei
Lineage: Eukaryota; Metazoa; Chordata; Actinopteri; Perciformes; Liparidae
Product: hepatic and glial cell adhesion molecule-like
Exons: 7
Coding region: 1-1104 (367 amino acids)
Source: RefSeq, a predicted model, not a curated record